Molecule: messenger RNA, 736 nt
Organism: Camellia sinensis
Lineage: Eukaryota; Viridiplantae; Streptophyta; Magnoliopsida; Ericales; Theaceae
Source: RefSeq, a predicted model, not a curated record
UCAGGGUGAACACGAGGGGGGCCUUCCUCUGCUGCAAGGAGGCAGCGAAUCGGCUGAAGCGGGGCGGUGGUGGGAGGAUUAUAUGCUUGUCUUCGUCGCAGGUAGGGUCGCUGAGGCAGGGUUUUGGGGCUUAUGCAGCGUCCAAGGCAGCAGUGGAAGCGAUGGUGAAGGUAAUGGCAAAGGAGCUGAAAGGGACGGGAAUCACCGCUAACUGCGUGGCUCCAGGGCCGAUUGCUACUGAGAUGUUUUUCGAUGGGAAGACGGAGGAGAUGGUGAGGAAGGUGGUGGAGGAGUGCCCUUUGAGUCGACUCGGUGAGACCCACGAUGUGGCUCCUGUUGUUGGGUUCUUGGUUAGCGACGCUGGUGAGUGGGUUAAUGGCCAGGUCGUUCGUGUCAAUGGUGGCUACGUCUGAUUCUCAUUCUCAUUCUCAUUCUAAUUAGUAGCUUAUUUGCUAAGUUAUAUUACCCAAGAAAGAGUGAGGCAUUGAGUGUGAGUUAUUGAGUGAGUUGAUUGUAUUAAAAUUCUGACUCCGACACUAUGCUGUAUGAGAAUAUCAAUUUGUGUGUCUAGAGGUGGAUGUGGAGCAUUGAAUUCUAGACAAAGCUAGUAUAACCUUUUAUUUCAGCACGUAUUAUGUUUUUGCGAUUCUCUUUAAAGCAUUUGGCUGCAUUACUUGUAAUUAGAACAGGAUUGGAUCUUGAUUUCACCAUAUAUCACCAUUUUAAAUUUUUUUGA